This is a messenger RNA of Trypanosoma brucei brucei TREU927, 1248 nucleotides long. RefSeq lists its product as hypothetical. Bases 1 to 1248 code for a protein of 415 amino acids. The transcript has a single exon. Gene Ontology annotation, molecular function: protein-folding chaperone binding. NCBI's taxonomy places the organism in Eukaryota, Euglenozoa, Kinetoplastea, Trypanosomatida, Trypanosomatidae. The record is from RefSeq and is a predicted model, not a curated record.
AUGCAUCAAACGUCUGCAACUGUGACGACACGGUUGCGGUCUUCACGCGGGGAAAUCAUAGACCUCGUGCUGCCACGCGAUUGUACAGUAGAAAGACUAGUUAACUUCCUUGUGAAUCAGUACGACUACCCAAAAGGGACUCGAAUAGUACACGACUACCAAGAGAUAGGCCCGCGCAGUGCAUUGAGUGAUUUUCCAGAUGGAUCACUUAUCAUUGAGCUUCCCACAAACGUUUCGCAGCGCUCUCGAGUGCAGUCACAUCAUCAGCAUCCGUACUGCACGCAACAACAAACAGACUCCCCAAGGCAGCAGGGCCAACCACAACAAAACGACAACUUGCCAUACAAUAGGACGAUGGAGUCCGCGUAUUCGCCAAAGCAGCGAACAUUUGCUUCGGGUGUGCGCUUGAGUGGUGGUUCACCUCCAUUGGCAUCAUUGAGUGGAUGGCAGUCACCCAAACGGCAGCCGACUUCCGAGCAUCAAUCCGUUGGUAAUGACACGCGAUACUCUGCACCCUCAGCUUUUGAAUCAGCAAAUAGCCGUCCUCAAACCUCCCAUCAUAACAAUGCCGCAACAGGGCGGCAAACGAUACCGUCGCCUAUGGGGGUGCCAUCAAAUAUUACACGUAGCAGUUUCACAACAGAAUCUGAAAGUGCGAAGGCGGCUGAUGAUUUUCAACCUGAUAUGAAGCAGCAAAGUCAGCCAUCAGAACCCUUGUCUCCGCGGUCAGUAGUGUCGCUCCGUUGCUUGUCUCCUGGUCUGAAGCGAAACGUGUUGCUUACAUUACCGGAUGAGGCCACGCUGGAUGAUGUACUUCUCGCAGCCGUAGCACAGGAGCCACGGCUUGCAGGAUGUAAACUUGUUUUCCGUGGAAAGCAGCUAAAUAACUUGAGCACCAAACUCUCUAGCUGCGGCAUUCGCUCAGGAGUUGGUACCAUUGAACCUGUGCCCAUCAACCCCGACGCGGAUGGGAUAUAUUCUCUUUACUUUUCCCCCAACGAAGUCAAUGGUGUCCAGAAAACAAUGCUGAUUGAAAUUGAGUCAAAUAUAGCCGCUAUGGAACCGAUGGUUAAUCAAGAUGGACUUACACUAAACCAGAGACAGGGUUACUAUGAGGAACUUAUGCGCAUUCUUUUUCGUACGGAUGGAUUAAAUGAUUUAGAGGACGAAUGGCGGUUGAGACGCAAACAAGCCGUUAAGCGCCUAACAGAGCUGCAGGACAACCUUAAGGUUGAUGGCGUGGUGUGA